AUGAACGCCCAGACUCUCUUCGCAAACGCCACCGUUUCUCGCAUUCAACUCUCUGUUGACUUCUCCGAACCUGGACACUACAUCCUAUAUGCUUACCACAUCAUAUUCUCCACAAGUGCGGUUCUGCUCUCAGGAUCUGUAGUCAUCGGGAUCCUAAAAACGAAGCAUCUCCGAAUUCAGAACAGAUUCAUGUUUAUGCUGAGCACAAGCAUGAGUGACGUUAUUACAGGCCUGUCCGCUUAUUACUCGGGUCUUUUUGACGUUCAAGAGGGAUUCCCAUCCAGAAACGGAACUUACAAUAUUUUACCGUCUUUCCUCGGUGUAAACCUUUUAGUCUUCAUGUUUGCUCAGUUUGAUAGAUACUGCGCCGUGUGUUAUCCUUUCAUCUACGAGCGCUUCGUCUCACGCACUGUAGUCAUUUGUGUCUGUUCGUACUGCUGGUUCCACGCUUGCGUUCUGUUCCAGCUUAUUUUGAAUUUGAUCCCAGUUAUACUAAGUAACAAGCUAUUUGCCUUCAGCAUCGCCAUGUUACAAAUUGUCGUGUUGACCAAUGUGUUGAUGACGAUUAAACUGUUCUUCGUUGCCAAACAUCAAGUUGCACGAGACCCGCCAAGUGCGGAGAGAGACAGCAAGGCAGAGUCUAUAAAGAUUAUAAUAGUCGUCGUUAUUAGUUUUUUAAUCUUCUGGUACCCCGCUUUUAUAAACAUAAUUGUAAAGCAAGUUUCUAAAUACGGCAUUUAUUCUAAAAACGACGGCUCGAACCCGUUUUUAAUACUGGCUCGUUUCAAUGCACUGUCUACUUCGGGGCUAUACAUUUGGGGCAGUCCGUCUUUACGCACUGCUGUGUGGCGCAUCGGCUGGUACAAGGUUUUAGAACAGUGCAAAAGAAGGUGA
Carassius gibelio (silver crucian carp) is the source of this 894-nucleotide messenger RNA. RefSeq lists its product as uncharacterized. Lineage: Eukaryota; Metazoa; Chordata; Actinopteri; Cypriniformes; Cyprinidae. The transcript has a single exon. The record is from RefSeq and is a predicted model, not a curated record. Gene Ontology annotation, molecular function: G protein-coupled receptor activity. Gene Ontology annotation, biological process: G protein-coupled receptor signaling pathway. Gene Ontology annotation, cellular component: membrane. The coding region runs from base 1 to 894 and encodes 297 amino acids.